Molecule: messenger RNA, 1527 nt
Organism: Olea europaea var. sylvestris
Lineage: Eukaryota; Viridiplantae; Streptophyta; Magnoliopsida; Lamiales; Oleaceae
Exons: 4
Coding region: 228-1298 (356 amino acids)
Biological process (GO): RNA processing
Molecular function (GO): protein binding
Source: RefSeq, a predicted model, not a curated record
UCCAGUUCAACAUAAGUGAACAAACUGAUAUUUUCCUCUAAGAUUGCUUGGCUGCUCUCCACCAUACAAAUAUUUCAAAUAAUUUAUUUUUCCUGAAGAUAAAAGGGCAUUCCACCGGGCAUUACCAUUCUCAGUUUUCUUCCCUGCAACUUCUCCUUUAUAUUUCCAUUGUAGAGGCUGUCUGCCCUUCAAAAAAGGUUCUUUAGAGAUCAUAUUUAACAGAAGAGAUGAUGCUGAGAAGCUCGUCUACUCCAGUUCUUGGAUCCCUACUAUCAUCCUUUCCAGAAAAUCCUAACAAUAAUCACUACCAAUCUGAAGUGCCUAAAGACACACCAACUUCCAUCAAUCAAAAACUCUCUCGUGGAUCUCAACAUUACCCUAAAUCUUUAUGGCAUUCAUCUCCCUCGACCUCCAGCCAACGUUCCCCGAGCGGAUUUCGAAGAGUUCAAUCCGACGGAAACUUGGAAGAAUUGGCUAAUGUCUCGUAUAAUGUUGACGAGUUUAGUUUCUCCAACGCGUCGAAGAAAUUUGCUCGUAAACCUAAUUGUUUCGCGUUGGAGCCAAUCUCGUCUUUCUCGUCUCACAACUUGGGAACUUUUCGAGAAGAUGAAGACAGCGACGAGGACGAGGACGAAAACGAAGGGGAUGUAGAAAGUGUUGAGGAAAACCAAAUCAAGGGGCAUCACAUGCAUUUGAAAGAAGAGAUGACGAGUGUGAAUAAAUAUGAUACUUUGAUGUUUGAAGGGGAGAGGAAAAUGUAUCUUGCAACAGGGUUUGGGGUUGCGGAUAUUAGUUAUUUCGAUGGGAAUGGACCCGUUGGAGGAGGAAAUGGCGGCAGUGGUGGUGGUGGUGGGAACUAUAGACCGGUAGCCUUCGAUAGGGAUGGUGGCGACAGCCGUGGCAGACUUGGUAUGGAAGAGCACUACAAGAGAAUGCUGGAGGAAAGUCCAAACAAUCCUUUGUUUUUGAGAAACUAUGCUCAGUUCUUGUAUCAGACAAAGGGAGACCUUGAAGGAGCAGAGGAGUAUUAUUCCAGGGCUAUUUUGGCUGAUCCAGGAGAUGGUGAAAUUCUCUCACAAUAUGCUAAAUUGGUGUGGGAACUACACCGCGAUGAAGAUAGAGCCACAAGCUAUUUUGAACGAGCAGUACAAGCAUCUUCUUAUGACAGCCACAUUCAAGCAGCAUAUGCCAGUUUCCUCUGGGAAAUGGGAGAUGAAGAUCAAGACGAGGCAUCCGAGGAAACCAAUAUUGGGCCAGCACCCUUCCACAGCCAAGCCAUGGCUUCUGCAACUGCUUAGUUUAACUGCAAGACAACUGUUUCGAGCAGAGUAUCAAAAUUAAUGCUAGGGGAAUAGGAAUGACUGAGAGUUUGAUGCAUUUUCAGAUUUUAUUUGUUAAAGUAUACACCAUGUAAUUUUUAGAUCAUAUAAUUCUCAAGACACUAAACAUACUCAUAAAUAGGAUCUUAAUUUUAUUUUCGAUAAUAAAAUAUGUAUCCAUCUCUUCUAUGAUGGCUAUGUUUCAAUC